AUGUCAAACGUGUCUCUGAUGCCAGAUGUACUUACCGCUCAUUUGAGUCUGCCAGACGGCGUCGCCGACGCCCCACAGUCCCGAUAUGGUGAAGAACAGUUUGGGGUUGUUGGGAUGAGGUCGCCACACGAUCAGGAUCCAUAUGAGUAUCGAGUGGACGACGAAACCCAGCACCAUCAGCGGCAGUCUUCCGAUGUACUUCAUAAUGGUUCCGAACAGCAACGAGCAUAUUGCGUUGACCACGCCAAAGCAUAUCAUCACGUACCCGACGGAUGGAAUGCCCAGGGCGCAGGACACGUACGCCUGAAACCGACAUGGUGCUUCGGUAAGUCGACAUUAUAA
This is a messenger RNA of Macrosiphum euphorbiae (potato aphid), 342 nucleotides long. The record is from the annotation of a GenBank genome assembly. Lineage: Eukaryota; Metazoa; Arthropoda; Insecta; Hemiptera; Aphididae.